This is a messenger RNA of Condylura cristata (star-nosed mole), 924 nucleotides long. RefSeq names its product olfactory receptor 13G1. Gene Ontology annotation, cellular component: membrane. Gene Ontology annotation, biological process: G protein-coupled receptor signaling pathway. The coding region runs from base 1 to 924 and encodes 307 amino acids. The record is from RefSeq and is a predicted model, not a curated record. NCBI's taxonomy places the organism in Eukaryota, Metazoa, Chordata, Mammalia, Eulipotyphla, Talpidae. The transcript has a single exon. Gene Ontology annotation, molecular function: G protein-coupled receptor activity; olfactory receptor activity.
AUGAACAGCAGCACAGUGACCGAGUUCAUCAUCCUGGGGCUCAGCGCGAGGCCUGAGCUGCGGGGGGUCCUGUUCGUGGUCUUCCUGGGCAUGUACCUGGUGGCCUUUGUCGGCAACACACUCAUCAUGGCGGCCGUCGUGCGCAGCCCCUCCCUGCACACGCCCAUGUACACCCUCCUGCUGGCCCUGGCCGCCGUGGACGUCGUCUGCACCACCAGCAUCGUGCCCAAGAUGCUGGGGGCCAUGCUGCCCUCGGGGCGGGCCAUCUCCUACAGGGGCUGCAUGGCCCAGCUCUUCGUCUUCACCUGGUCCCUGGGCGCCGAGAUGGUGCUCUUCACCACCAUGGCCUACGACCGCUACGUGGCCGUCUGCCACCCACUGCGCUACCGCACCGUCAUGAGCCCCCGCACCUGCGCAGCCCUGCUGGGCGGCGUCCUGACUGUGGCCGUCGCCAACUCCGGGGUGCACACGGGGCUCAUCCUACGGCUGAGCUUCUGCGGCCCCAACGCCGUCGACCACUUCUUCUGCGAGAUCCCGCCCCUGCUGGCCCUGUCCUGCAGCCCCGUGCGGGUCAACGAGGUGAUGGUGUACGUGGCCGACCUCACGCUGGCCGUGGGCGACUUCGCACUCACCUGUGUGUCCUAUGGCUUCAUCGUGGCUGCCGUCCUGCGCAUCCGCUCUGCGGAGGGCAAGAGGAAGGCCUUUUCCACCUGCUCCUCGCACCUGAUGGUGGUGUCCCUCUACUAUGCCCCAGUCAUCUACACCUACAUUCGCCCGGCUUCCAGCUACUCCUUCCAGAGGGACAAGAUCGUGGCCGCCCUCUACACUCUCGUGACACCCACCCUCAACCCCAUCGUGUACAGCUUCCGGAACAAGGAGAUGCAGGCUGGGGUCCGGCGGCUCUUCACGUGCCUGAAACGCUAG